AGACUCACUUGUGCUGGUAGAAAAACCUAUACCUAAGAAACUCAUUUUCCAAUCAGAAAUAUCUGUUUUUCAAUAGUUCAACUAAAUGGGAGGACAUAAAACUCAACGGAAGUCUUCUUUUUCUUUUUUUGGCAUCUUCAAAAUCAAGAAGAGUCAUAUAGGUGGUGGGAACGAUACAUGGGAUGACUCAAUGAAGGCUUAUAAAGUGUAUCCAAGUGAUCAAGACAGAGCAGGACGUUGGGCUGAUCCUCGUAUUGACAACAAAGCUUCUGUUUACAUCGACACCAUCACAAACAAAUGGAACCAUGUUGAGGUACACUUGAGCCCAAAGGCAAGGGCAAGGUUUGAUGGUGCGGCGUGCACUCUCUCACCGACAUUUUAUGGGAUACUCUAAUGUUUUUAACUAAAGUUGUAAUGAAUGUAGAUUUAAAAACUAUUGUUUUGGGAUUUCAUGGUUUAUGGAAAUGUGUUUGAUUAAUUAAAAAUGAAAAUUUUCUUUUGAACAUUUGGGUCGUUACAGUUUAGGGACCCAUAGAGCCCGACAAAAGCUUUAGGGACUCAACGGUGUAGAAGUGUUUAAUCGAGUAUGUGAAUCAAAUCAGACUAAACCAAUGUAAAGAUUGAACACAAUAAGUAAAUAAGAUCUGGGUUUUUGCUCA
Messenger RNA from Lactuca sativa (garden lettuce), 659 nucleotides. The record is from RefSeq and is a predicted model, not a curated record. NCBI's taxonomy places the organism in Eukaryota, Viridiplantae, Streptophyta, Magnoliopsida, Asterales, Asteraceae.